AGUCCUCGCGUCGCCGGUGAAGAUGGAUUUCCUAGGCGGAGUCAUGCAACGCAAAAGCAUAACGCUGAUCGUAUUCCUGGAGUAUAUUAUUACUGGUCCGCUUGGAGCAGAUUCUGUGAAGCUACGAGCCUUCCGCUGUGAUCGGCACUCCUGCAACCCUGCUGUCGGGAAUCUAGCAACAGGCAGAACACCAGUCACCCUGACCAGUUGUGGGCAGAACAGCACAGAGCUUUACUGCUUUUACCCAGACCACAGCCUCCUCCACCGUGCCUCCCAAGGCUGUGGGCAGCCCCGGUGCACCAAGUGCAAUGCCAACCAGCCGGAUAACUCUCAUCUCCCGUAUGAUAUGACCGAUGACUUCUUUCUGAACCCUGGCUCCUGGUGGCAAUCCGCACAAGGGGUACACAGGGAAGAGAUCCGGCUGGACUUGGAGACGGAGUUCUACCUGACGCAUGUCAUUGUAGUGUUCAGAUCACCUCGCCCAGCAGCCAUGGUGUUGGAGAGGUCCCAGGACUAUGGGCAGACAUGGAGGCCUUACAAAUAUUUUGCUGUCAACUGUACAGCCACUUUUGGGCUUCCAGACGAUACUCUUGAGGAAGGAUCUCUGUGUACUUCCAGGUAUUCCAAUGCGGUACCUUGUACCAGAGGGGAGGUGAUCUUCCGUGCCUUAACUCCUGCUAACAAGAUUGAAGAUCCAUACAGUCCUGAAGCCCAAGACCUUCUGAAACUCACCAAUCUACGGCUGUUGUUAUUAAAGAGGCAAGAGUGUCCCUGUCAAGGCUCAGGGCUGCUGCAGAAACCCCACAGAUUUGCCCAUUAUGCCAUCUAUGACUUAAUAGUCCGUGGCAGCUGCUUUUGUAAUGGCCACGCAGAAGAAUGCCAGCUUGCAAAUGGGACAGGUGUUGUGGACAAUGUGGUCCAUGGGAAGUGUGUAUGCAGACACAACACUGCAGGACACCAUUGUGAGAGGUGUGCACCAUUAUACAAUGACCGGCCAUGGGAGCCAGGUGAUGGAAAAACAGGGGCACCGAAUGAAUGCAGAAAAUGCCGCUGCCACAAUCAUGCAGAGAGCUGCCAUUUUAACCUGAGCGUCUGGCUGGCAUCGGGAAAGCAGAGUGGAGGGGUCUGUGACAACUGCAGGCACAACACCGAGGGCUACCGGUGUCAAAGGUGCAAGCCGGGUUUUUACCGAGACAGAGGAAAACCCGUGUCAUCCCCAGAGAUUUGCAAACCCUGCUCCUGCCAGCCCGUGGGCUCCGUGAACUCAGCAUUCAACCAGAGCUGGAGGUGCCAUCCCAAGACAGGAUUCUGCUACUGCAAGCCAGGCGUUGCAGGCCCAAAAUGCGACAGGUGCCUCUUGGGAUACUGGGGCUUUGGCGAAAAUGGCUGCCAACCUUGUGACUGUGCCAGAGACUGUGACAAACAGACUGGACAAUGUCUUAACAGUUAUGACAAUCAGGCAUUUUUCAAUAUUCCCAUUGGUGGAAGAAUCCCUGACCUCAUUCAAACACCAGCCAAUGAAAGUGAAGAUGAGUGGCAAUGGAAUGAUCAUGAGCAGGGAUUUUCUGCAUUAAGACAUCCAGAAAAGUGUAUAUGCAAAGAGAAGAUACUAGGAAGCAUCAGCAAUUUUUGCCAGAUGAAAUAUGCUUAUGUGAUAAAAGCAAAGAUCCUCUCUGCUCAUGACAAAGGAACCCAUGCAGAAGUCAUUGUGAAAGUAAAGAAAGUUCUGAAAUCUGGAAAAGUGAAAAUCGCCAGGAAUAACAGGAGCAUCUAUCCAGAGUCUUGGACCAACAGGGGAUGCACAUGCCCUAUUCUUAAUCCUGGUAUAGACUACCUGAUAGCAGGACAGGAAGAUACACGAACCAACAAACUCCUGGUGAAUAUGAACAGCUUGGUGAAGCCCUGGAAAGCUCACUGGGGGAAACUCAUAGCAGACAUGCUUCGAACUGGAUGCAAAUAGUAUCUUUGUUCAGAAUGAAAGCCAUGAACUUUACAGCUGUUAGUCAUAUUGCAGUGAAAGGCCUAGUAAGUUCUUUUAUUGUUGAUCAGAAUGUGCCUACGGGGAAUUUAAAAGCAGACUCAUUUCCCCCACCCCGCUGCCAUUAUGUGUUUUCGGCAGGAAUCUUGUGCCAUGACUCCUUUCUUCCGAGACAACUAUCUCUCCCCACUCCCGCCAAUACACACACGCACCCAAAACCUCAAGUAUGUAGCUAACUUUAUACACUUAGGACUCACAGCUCAGCUUCUACAGCUCAUCACCUUGGUUAUCCAGAGCUUUGACACGCACGCCGCCAUGACCAGUACCAAAACUAUAAGCUACUUUAUAAUGCUGAGGUUUCCGUGAACCAAUCUGGUACUACUAACACAUAGACAUGUUAACUGAUGCACUAAAGCAUUUGUUUCUGAAGGACUGAUUUCUUGAAAUACCUGCAAAAGACGGGCGUCAGCUUUGCUGAGCGUGGGUGCUUUGAAAUACACAGUGGUUGAUGUGUCACAGGGCUCCUGCCUACUUUGAUAACUCUUUUGCUCUUGUGAAGCUCAGUACACAAGCUACAAUUCACAUUUUAUAUACAGCCUUUUGGGUUCCUAGAGUGUUCGUGUGCCUUACUGGCAAUUGCACUGGAACUAAAGAUUCUGUAGACUGGUGCUGUGUGUGUGUGUGUGUGUGUACUUGCCAGAGAAGCAAACAGGCAGAGCCUGUGAGAGGGUGGGAGAUGCUGAUCGCAUUCCUGGGACAUGGAUGAGAUCAGAUCCUGCAGGCGGGAGUCUCCAUGGACAUCCACUUUGCUGUUCCGUACAUAUGGGGAAUGGAGGUAGGCGAGGACCUUGAAACUACAGAUGUUUGCACAUGGGGUCAAGCAGUUUGAUCAGCGUUCGCCUGCUAGAGUGCUCUGUGCUCUCAAGGCCCAUGCCAGCUUCACAAUGGUUCCAGCAUUAAAGCUGAAUCCACCCACUCUUGUAAGCGGUCACCUCCCAUCAGAAACCUCCCAUGCAUUUCAGGAGGGAUUCUGUGGCUUUGAAGGACUUUUGGAGCCCUUAAGUUUCCUUUGUAAGGGAACUAUUCAGGUCUGCAGUUCUGUGCACAAGUGGACAACAAAGGAGAUACCAAAAGUUGGAGACAUUUGGGUUUGGGGGACUCAGAGAAAGCUGCUGUGAUGAAACGUACCAAACUCAUUUAAAGGAAAAGUGGCCUCUGCAGCCAGCCACUUGUUUACUCUGGCCUAUUCUUUCCAAGACAAUAUUUUUUCAGUCUGUUUUCUAAUAUUACAUGUAGAAAUAGUCAUAUUGCCGCUGUCUAGCCCCCUGCCAUUAGUGGCCUGCUUCCUCACUGCAACUGUGUGCGGCCUGCAGUGUGGGGCUUCUCGGAGAACACUCUUCUCAAGCAGAAAACAAGGGCGGGCAGCUGUUGUGGCUGGUAUUUAAGCCUGGUUGCUGAGGAGGCCCUGCCCAGAGAGGAGGCCACAAAGAUGUUUGAAGUGUUGGCCUUAACAAAGCGCAAUGGCUUGUCCUAUUUGAUUCCUGCCGUACACGGCAGUACAGGAGAAUAGGCAAUCAGUAUCCACAUGGUCUGCCCCUCGCCCUGGCUGAGAGGCCAGCAGGCAGCACGCAACUUCCUGGCCUGUGAAAAGCACACACCAACCCAUACUGCAGAAAUGUUAGGGAAGUCCCUGGCCCCCUAGCAGCUACUUGUCCUUCAUCAGUGGUAGGUGCUGUGCAGAGUAUAACUAUGGUCAAUCCAGUUUCGGUAGAAAGACACCAAGUGGCCUUCCCCAGGAGUUUUUCAGAUUCUCUAGCUGGCUGUCAACCAUGUUGGUUCAUUGAGAGAAACACAAGAUGUGUGUGAAUGAGUAUACCAGAUCUCCACUCCAUGCCAUGAACUUGGUAUUUCCCCUCCUGUUGCAAUGCAGCUGGCAGUCAUACUAGCCUAUAAAUUAAACAGCGAUGCACUGGUCUGUCCUUCCCUUUCCUCCAUGUCCACCUUUUAAUUAAAUCAUUGUAUGCAUAUGUAUUUCUUUAACGAGAGCAUGUUUUAUCCCAUUGAAAAAUUGUUCUGGCCAAUUGGUAUUGUGUACAGCCAGUGUCUAUUGCAAAUUUGUGCAGUCCAGGGGCACCAACAGACUAUUGCAAACACACGAAACAUUUGCCUGAACUGUCUUGCAGAGAACUUGAUCAGUCUGCACAAAAGAUGGUGAGUGUAUCCCACAAAGGCUUGGCUUAAAGCAGUGUUCAUAGCAGAACCCCACCCAGUACAGUUCCAUGUCCUUCAGGAAAUGCAAGACUUCAUAACUUGUCUUGAAUGUUAAGUGAGAACGCCAGUCUCGUAAAAUAGUAGAAACAUAGCAAGGAAAACAUUGACAUUCUGUAGCUUUCACCAUGAUGUAAUAGAUAUUAACCGAACUGACCUAUGUAGAAGGCUCCUAUUCUAUGUAAGGCAUCCAUUCAAGAUACGUAUUUUCAUUAUUUGAUUGAGGGAUACAAUAUGCAGUGUAUGCAUAUUAUUCUAUGGAUUUUGUUUUGAAGGCCACUGAAUUGUUGCAAACAAUCUAACCUCCCUUAAAAGUAUGGCAAAAGGUUUAGCUCUAGCUUAGGGGAGCAAAGUGUCCGAUGCCAGAAACGCAACUCACUCCUCAUGCUUAACCACAGGUCAAGGCUUAGUACAUAUUAUUGGUCUUUUCUUUUAUUUGGAAUCUGGUAUGUACUAGGUACUCAAUAAGAAAACAUUUCUUCCAACAGCACAAGUUUUCAUUAAAAUGCUGAAGUCAAUCUGGAUACAUUAUCGUAGAUGCUAUAUUCCUAUUAUAUUGUCAGCCAAAGACCUGGACUGGCUUAAUUUUUUGGUUGAACCUGAGGCAUGUCUUCUAUAUAAAUACCUUUGUCAUGAGAUGUGCUUUUGUUCCCCCAAGUCUGUGGGUGCAAAUAAGUGAACGGGCACUUGGAGCUACCUUGGUUCAUACUUGCAAGAUUUACAGGAAGACAAAAGGGGGUUAUCAUCAGGACAGAGGAAAAGGCUGGGCAGAGGAACGGUGCUGGGCAGGUGAAGAAACAGGAGCAUCUGUGCUGCACAGAGGCAAGACCUGGCAAACGAUCCUGUUACGCAGCUCACUCAUGAACGCCAUGCGUCACACUUUUGUGCUUCCACUUUAUUUUAUUUUAAUAUAUAUUGUUCCAAAUGCUUUUCAGUGAGAAUGUCUCUAAUUCCGUUCACACAGCAAACAAUGGGGAACGCAAAGCACAAAGGCUGAAUGUGUGACCAGUUGCCCUGCACUACUGCUGCCCACCUCGUGCUGAAGAGAAGUCCUGCAAACGCGGAGGCUGGGCUGGAGCCAAGUUAACAGCUCAGCCCGCUUCAUGGGCCUGGACUUUCACUUGCACAUCGGGACUGCCCACCCUCAUCUCUCCCUGCUUGCCCCUCCCUCAUCUGCUCUGGAGGCUUUUGCAACCCUCCGGAGCAGUUUGAAGGGCACAUGGGGAGCUGCUGGUGGUAAACACGGUUGCUUAAAGCACUAACAGUGCAACCCUGUGUGCAUUCACCCAGAAUAAGCCCCGUUUAGUUCAGUAGGAGUACCUCCAAGGUAUGUAUUCGAUGGCACCAAAAGUGUGUUGACUUCAAUUCCUGUUGAUUUCAGUAGGAUUUACAAGAACCAUUGUCUCAGCAGGACCUGAAUUCAACUCACUUAGUCCGGAUCCAACCCAUUGUAUCUUGAACCCCUUCUCACAUAUGCUGAUACAUUUCAGAUGGGAGUUAAUAUAUUCAAAUACUGGGCAGUGAUGCCCUUUAGGCAUUGCAAGAGUAAUGAAGUUAUUUUUCUAUGGGUUCACCCUACAGUAUUCUUGUAAUAUUUAAAAGGCCAGCAGGAAUGUUGUGGGAUGAUCCUGUAUAGAAGCAAAUCCUACUGUAAUCCUGUAAAGGGCAUAUCUGUAUCCCAGUGCUGUAAGAGUGGCUAUAUACUGUAAAAUAAAACUUUAAAUUAUUAAAGGCAUAAAGGGGGACACACACACCUGCCACCUGCCCUUAAAACACAAGACACUGAACUUCAUAGUUAGCAAGCUGAGUUUUCCUUUGAGAAAUGACAGGUCAAGUAAACCUUAUUCUUCACAAGUGCCUUGAAUUUUGUCUGAUUGCUUGAGACUCUGUCCCUUUGGGCAACAGCUUAGGCGCCAAGGUUUUAUCACUUCAGCAUUUUUGGCAUCGACUUUGUUGACUGCUCUGUGUGCAGACAGAGGCCUUUUUCAUGCUCUUUUCUGUUACAGUCGAACGUGCUCUCAAAAUGCUCGCAAUCCAUCCCUAGCACUGAACUGAUGACAGAGAGUG
Molecule: messenger RNA, 6313 nt
Organism: Varanus komodoensis (Komodo dragon)
Lineage: Eukaryota; Metazoa; Chordata; Lepidosauria; Squamata; Varanidae
Product: netrin-4-like
Exons: 10
Coding region: 23-1960 (645 amino acids)
Biological process (GO): basement membrane assembly; cell migration; substrate adhesion-dependent cell spreading
Cellular component (GO): laminin trimer
Molecular function (GO): protein binding
Source: RefSeq, a predicted model, not a curated record